AAAAUAAUAAUAAUAAAAAUAAAAAAUAAAAUCAGCACUUGGAGCAGAAUGGAAGAAAACCGGCCUUUGAUAGGUAAAUGUACAAGAACUCCAUAAAUACAAGGACCUACUUGAAAACCUCCCAAAUUAUUCGUUUCAUUUUUCUCAUUUUCUCUCCACUUCCCUCCAUAUCUAUACGAACCAAAAUUCCUCCUCCUCCUCCCAGUCACACUUUCACCGUGGAAAAUUACAAAACCCUCAUUUUCCCUCCCUCAACAAAUCUAAACCCCUUGAAUAGAUCAUCAAUUGGAUUUAAUUGAUACUUGUUUAGAUGACCGGACAAGAAGCCCCGACUCGCGAAGCGGUGCCGACGCCUCCAGCUGCGGCGGGGAACGGUCAGAUCAUCUACCAGCAGCAGACGCCUCCAACGGCUAUCAGGCGGCACCUCCCCUUCGAAUCCAUGAAGCCGCCGUUUGCUCCCCACGAUGACUACCACCAUUUCUGUACUCCCGGUCGAGCUCCCGCCUCCUCCUCAAGUCAUCCUUCAGAUGCUGUUGUAGUCAAGUCUCCUGCUUUAAAGCGAAAAAAAGGGUUUGAAAACAAUAAGUUUGAGUCUAGUGAAAAGACAGCAAGUCCUGCAUACAAUGAUGCGGCUAGCGGUCCCUUCCUUACACCUAUAUCUGGGAAAGGAGGAAAGAUAGCUGGCAGGUCAAAGGUCGCAAAGAACAAUAUAUCUUCAUCUCCAACUCCUGCUUCCAGUGUUGAUACUCCCUUAACUCUUACUCCUGCUGGCAGCUGCCGCUAUGAUAGUUCCUUGAGUCUUCUAACAAAGAAAUUCAUCAAUUUGAUAAAGUAUGCAGAAGAUGGUAUUCUCGAUUUAAACAAAGCUGCUGACACUUUGCAGGUGCAGAAGAGACGAAUAUAUGACAUAACAAAUGUCCUUGAAGGAAUUGGUCUCAUUGAAAAGAAGCUUAAGAACAGAAUUCACUGGAAAUCCAUAUCAUUACUCAUUAGGGGAUUUGAUCCUUCAAAACCUGGACAAGUGGACAGUGACAGUACUCUUUUGCAGGCAGAAAUUGAAAACCUUUCCGUGGAAGAAAGAGGACUGGAUGAGCAAACAAGAGAAAUGCAAGAAAAAUUGAGGGAUUUGAGUGAAGAUGAAAAUAAUCAAAGAUGGCUUUUUGUGACUGAAGACGAUAUCAAGGGAUUGCCUUGUUUCAAGGAUGAAACCCUGAUAGCAAUUAAAGCUCCGCACGGGACCACCCUUGAAGUUCCAGAUCCUGAUGAGGCUGUUGAUUACCCACAAAGGAGAUACAGAAUAAUACUCAGAAGCACAAUGGGUCCUAUUGAUGUUUACCUUGUUAGUCAAUUUGAGGAGAAAUUUGAAGAGAUAAAUGGUGGUGAACCAUCUACAAGCUUGCCUCUUGGUUCAAGUGAUAAUCCCGCAACACAAGGAGCCUUGUUGGCAAGCAGUGGGAAGGAGAUUGAAGCUCAAGCCCAAGAUGACCAUAGAAUAAACUCUGAUUUUGGUGCUUUACAAGAGUGUGCCGGAGGAAUGACGAAGAUUGUCCCUUCAAAUAUUGAUAAUGAUGCAGAUUAUUGGCUUCUAUCAGAUGCAGAUGUUAGCAUCACAGACAUGUGGAAGACAGAUUCUGUUGUAGGGUGGAAUGGGGUUGAUAUGCUUGAUGACGAGUUUGGAAUGGCUUCUAUCGUCACACCAAGGCCACAGACUCCACCUUCUGGUGUUGCUGAUGUGCCUACUGUUGUUAGUUUGCCACCUAGGUGAUUUUGCUUUGUUUGAUUGUUUAGACAAACCUUACCAUGUCAACCCGAGAGGUUAAAUAGUCAUUGCCAGUAUUUGUUGGUAGAUUGCUGAUUCAUUUCAGUCAUUUUGACACAUAAUACACAAGGCAAUAACUCUACAAUGAAAGAAGGAAAAACAGGACGAGGAACGUGGAAAUAUGAUUCGAUUGUACAUCUGUUUGUGAUCUGUUUCGGAAGAGUAGGGAAGAAUAGAAGAAAAAUCAAGGACCUGUGGAUUUCUGUAUCUCAUUUGCAGGAAAUUUCUGAUAGGAACUGUAAUAACUUCAAUUACAUCCUUAGCCUCUGGUAUGAAGUAUUUGGUAGUGAAGAGAUCAUGUGUUCUCAUCUUUCCGCAGUUUAGGAAUGAAAUGAUAAAAAAGUACAUAUUUGCCAGUAAA
Molecule: messenger RNA, 2180 nt
Organism: Olea europaea var. sylvestris
Lineage: Eukaryota; Viridiplantae; Streptophyta; Magnoliopsida; Lamiales; Oleaceae
Product: transcription factor E2FA-like
Exons: 14
Coding region: 311-1765 (484 amino acids)
Biological process (GO): regulation of transcription by RNA polymerase II
Cellular component (GO): RNA polymerase II transcription regulator complex
Molecular function (GO): DNA-binding transcription factor activity, RNA polymerase II-specific; RNA polymerase II cis-regulatory region sequence-specific DNA binding; protein dimerization activity
Source: RefSeq, a predicted model, not a curated record